Molecule: messenger RNA, 867 nt
Organism: Anastrepha obliqua
Lineage: Eukaryota; Metazoa; Arthropoda; Insecta; Diptera; Tephritidae
Exons: 3
Coding region: 1-867 (288 amino acids)
Source: RefSeq, a predicted model, not a curated record
AUGAAAUUCUUAGUCAGUGCAUUUAGCAAUGCCCUGUUACUUGCACUUUUGUCGUUGGCUGAUUGUACAAUUGCCACCUCCAAGAGUAUUUCACCGUCAGAGCAGAGUGGGCGUACCAAAUUUUUUUCAUUUCGUCCUGUAGGCAAUGAUGUGGCAGUGGGUCUGGACUUUGAGCUACCUUUUAUGCAAGUGCCAAUGAAGCAUUAUAAGGAUAAACACGGAAAGGCAUUGGUGAAUAUCAACACGGCGUCGUUGUUAACCGGUGGUCUGCUGGCCGCUGGCGGUACGAUUGUGGGACAUCUUAUACGCUCACUGAAUUUAUUCCAAGUACAAUCGAAGGAAGAGGGAGAUGAGAACGAAGAGGCGAAAGGUGGCAAUGAAGAGAGGGAAAGCAAAACCUUUACUGGGAAAAACAAGGAAACAGAAGGCAGAGAAAAACGAUCGGAGGACUAUUUAUACAAUGCCAAACAUAUAUUCGAUCACUUCAAAUUAGUGUACAAAAAUCAAACUGGCGAGAGAGUGGAGACCACAUUGCCCAACCUGUUUGCUCACAUCGAGGAGAAUUUCUUGGACAACGAAAUCGACAUAGGAGCUUGCGUGCAAAAGUCAAUUUGUUUGAUGCUACAGAAAUCUACCAAAAAUGUGCAUCAAGGAAAAGCGACAAACUGGCAGAAAAUCGUUGACGGAAUCAGCAGCUUCGCAUGGCUUAUGGAUGUGCUAGUGCCCUACGAGGAACUAAGGAGAGCCAUAAAGGCUGGCAAACUGAAAACCAGUACCAGUUGUGCGCUGGCAUAUCCCACAUGUCAAUGGUCAAACCCAGAAACACAGUUAGUUGAUCUGUUUGGAACUUAUGUAAACUUUGUUUAA